CGUCGCUGUGCUUGUAUGUCGGGGUGACGCACUGCUCAGCAGACCACACCGGAGGAGUGCUACAAAUCGUUUCGCAGGAAUGUAAGGACCUUCACUUUUGGGAAGUUGUACAGACAGUGGAAACUUCGAAAACAUUCGAAAAAGAGUUCUCCUUAGCCACUUUCUAAGACCCGUCAAGGCUGGAUUUGCGUGGACGAUCCUGUUUAACGGACCUAUUUCCAAACCCCCAGCCACAGUGUUGCCAGAGAGAGACAGUUGGGCUAGUGCCUGAACUUCUUGACACAGGGUAGAGUAAAGACCACAGAAAUCCAGAAACAUGAAGGUGGCCAUACUGAUCGUUGUGCUCAUUGCUGCGCACACAAGUGCAGUACCGCCCUGUGAGCUUAAGGAGGUGAAGGAUGAGAACCCCGUAAAAGUGACUCCGUCUUGGGUCUCCCAGGGCUGCUGGAGUGCGGACACCAGUGAAGGAAGAGAAAUCCACUUGAUUAACCUGCAUUUGGACAGGAUCAGCUGGUUUACAAUGGACCUGAAGAAUACAGUUCCUGCAAGCAUCAUCCUGAACAGCAACAAAAAUGUCUCCUUGGUUUUAUUUAACAAGAAUAUUUAUGCAAAAGUCUACUUGAUAAGGUCAGAUUCCUGGAUCAGAGUUACUGGACCAAAUAACACGGUGGACUUGGAUCUUCCCGCAGUCAUUCAGUCAGAUAGCAAUAGUCUUUUAGGCUGGGCAAAGAGCAAGUUUGGCGCCGUGACAUCCUUCACAGAGCUAAUAGACCCCCAGUCCAUCACCUUCAAUGCAGGGCGAGGCCAUUCUCAAGAUUGUGAACUGCAGACAAACUUUACCCAAGGGAAGUACCUGGAAUACCUGCCUGUAACCACGUCAGUGGAAGUGAAAUUUUGCAGGUUCCUGAUGCCAUUAAAGGCGAAAGAGGAAGUACACAUUAUUAGGCAUCUGCCCGUGGACACCAUGACACCAAGAUUAAUCGAAGUGAAUUUCACCCAUCAUAAUCCCUCAACUCUAAUUCUACAAGGUCCUAACACUACGACAUGGAAAAUCAUAUGUCGCAUUGAUUGUAAAUUCAAGUCUAACAACCCCGUCAUUAUAAUGGGUCAUCUAUUGCUGCCCAACUCUCCUAAUCUCCCAGCCUCAUAUGAAGGUCUCCUGAAAUUUGCAGAGGCAGACAGCAAUACAGCUCCUGCUUCCUACACUGAGAUAUCGACAGACUCAAAAAGGCUAAAAGUUUAUAUGAAGAGUAUGACCAAUACAGUCCCCCAGCUACCCAGCACAAGCCUGCAGACCACCACCAGUCCAAACAAGCCGAAGACGACAAUGCACCUUUACCUUUCCCCGGACUACAGGAGCCCAUCUGAGGGGAUUGUGGAAGUGCUGAGCAACAAAACCGUAUAUGCAGAGGUCUCAACCAGCCUUUUAAUGGAGGGUGCUAAACUGGAUAUCGAGAACUGCUCUCUCCAUGCCAGAGCGCUCGGGAUGGAGGUAAAGAGCCUGGAUAUUAAGAAGGAGACCUGCAACCCCAAGACGUGCUCCAGCAGGAGGUUCAGCUUCACCUUAAAACCUGUCCAGGAGCACCACAGCCAGCGCUGGGACCUCCAGUGCUUCACUGCUGUCACCUUUGUGCAUCACCUGAUUUUAAGUGAAGGAGUAGAGAGAGGCCUGAAAGUCAUCAAAGCAAUUUCUACCUUGCCGCCCAGGGAAUUCCACGGCCUGGAACUGGGAGCAGUGCUGGGAAUUGCCUUUGCAUCCUUCCUCAUCGGAGCCUGCCUGACAGGGGCUCUGUGGUUCAUCCACACACACACUGGUUCUACAGUGAAGCGGCAGCCGGUUCCUGCCAUAACCCCUGUGUCUGAGAACAGCAGUGCAAACCACAGUAUCGGGAGCACCCAGAGCACCCCCUGCUCCAGCAGCAGCAUGGCAUAGGGAGCCCAUCCUCUCCCCUGCCCGACACAGGGAGCCCAUCCUCUCCCCUGCCUGGCAUAGGGAGCCCAUCCUCUCCCAUGCCUGGCAUAGGGAGCCCAUCCUCUCCCCUGCCUGGCAUAGGGAGCCCAUCCUCUCCCAUGCCUGGCAUAGGGAGCCCAUCCUCUCCCCCUGCCUCCUGGACACCCGCACACCGCCGCAAACCAGGGGGCAGAGGGACCUUCCACGUGCCCUGCUGGACGCAAGACCUUGUUCAAUGGAGCCAAUAUAGGAAACACAAAGCCCGUCUCAGAAGCCAGCAAAUACAACUUUAAAACCAGCUAAAAAAGUUAAACUAAUUAUAAAUGCCUUUCCUCCUGGAGGGGAAUGAUAAAAACAACAGCCUUCUGAAACAGCAACAGCCUUAUUGAACUGCCUAGCAGCCAACAGAUGCAACCUUGUUACCCAGCAACAGACCGCAGAAGAACUAGACGUGUACACAUUCAUAUACUAUGCUCAUAAAAAACAGCCUCGAUCCUACUGAGUCUUUUAAAAUAAAGGACGUAAUCAUAAAUACAGGCAGGUUUAGUAGCUAUACCAGAACACUUGAAAAUCCCAGGGAAAUGAACGUGGCUCAUUUGAUCAACCUUCACACAGCUUGAAGCUCCACAUUGAGCUCACCAGUUUAGAAGGAUCCCUUUGAAUAUAAUGGGAGUCAGGAGCAAGGCUAUCCAGUGUGAUAUUGUAAUUCUCCCACUAAGUGUCAGCAGGUAAGGCAGGUCAGGCGUGGCUUUUAGCUUGACCCUUACAAUCUGGGGGGAAGGGGUAAUGCAGCAGCAGUAACUUAAAAGAGAUUUUUGAUAUCAUUUAAAUGUUUCUAUGUUUUCAUUUCUCACCAGUGUAAUAUCCCACUAUGUGUAUUCUGCAUGGUAUUCCUUUGUUGCUUAGAUAUUUUUUUGUCAUUGCUUCUGAAAAGACUCCUCAAGGUUGAUUGCCGGUAGUUAAGGUGGGUAUUAACUAUUAGUCCAUAUUAGUCCUGUGCUGUGGACUGAACCCUGUGCAACACUGACAUGCUUCCCCAGCUCACUUGCCUGCAAUCGGAAGCAUUGUUUUGCUGAUAAGCCUGGUAAAUAAUACUCUCAGCAGAAACAACAGAGAAUUGUACAGAACACACAUUCUAGGAUAUGAAAUAUUAGAGAAAUGUAGAUUAUAUGAAGUAUCCCUUCAGGGCCCAGCUGAAUCUAUAGCUGUGUUUCCACUGCCCAGAAAUCCUCUCUCGUUGAGCACUGUGCCUGUGACUGGCCCCCCUUUCCUUCAUAAGGAGGUUCAUUCAGGGCUAAGGACUGUAGCAAAAGCUGGAGCGUGAGCGGGAUCUGGGCACUGAAACAUAGAUUUCAAGUGCUGAGAGAGAGACAAGGGCAGCAUGUAUGUGCCUCUUCAAACAAACACUGUCAUGCUGUGCACAGUCCUGCUCACUGCUGCACUACAGUAUUUCUUCAGAGGCAGACCAGUACAAAAAAAAAAAAGAUUGAAUAUGGCUGCCACGUUAUUCUUAAAUUAGGCCUUGACUAAGUACUGUACAUAUUGUUCAAAAACUACCUAACAGUUAUUCUUUAUGCUAAAUAAUGUAGCUAUGUUUUGUGAUGUUUUUUUUUUUUAUUAUUUGUUUAAUGUUGUGAUGGGUUAACUUUUAAAAAAUGUUAUGAAACUAAAGGGAAAUAAUGCCAUUUAUUGCAGUUACAUGAACUCACCUUCUGGGGGCACUACUGAUUAUUAUCCAGUAGCAGUAACUUAUUUGUUAUAAUGUGUUUAUUUUCGCAAAACCAACUUUGAGUUAGUGCAAUAUGUAAUUUCAUGCUCUCAGAAGAAAGGCAGCUUUGUGUUCUCUAUGCAGUGGCAUUUCCAGUGACCGUUCAUGUUGAAUGUUAUUCUGUCCUGUCCCAUUGUAAUAUAUCUGCAGUGUGGCUGUGUUUGUGGUGUUGUGCCUAAUCUCACACUGACCAACUCAAAGUCCCCAUGCAUCAAACGGAGAAGAAUUGCAAUGUGGUAUACUGUACACCAGUGCCAUUGCCAUCAUGAAAAGGACAGCCCUACAUCCAGUGUUACAGUAUACAGUGAAAUGCAACACACUUCCAUGUGGAUAGAAGCCUCCAUAUAUGCCCAGAUUCAGAUUCUUGUUAAUAAUGGCAGGUGCACAUUUAAAUUAAAUUCACCCAUCAGUGAUUGGUUUGCUUAAUUGUACCAGGGCAAUUCUGAAAUUAUUUUAAAAAUGUAUUUCAGAAAAUGCUGCAGAACAUUAUUUGCACAUAAUAUAUAAUCGGUGGCCCCCUGUAAUUUUUUGAUGUGUUAAAACAAAGUGAACUAGAAAGCUGGACCAACACCCAAGCUCACUGUCCAUUACUCUCCCCUGCAAAACAGCCAGUCACAAAACAUGUGCACGUUGCCUGAGCAGAUCGCUCAAAAGUAGAACCUGCAAACCGUAAAACACACAGAACAACUUUCUUCUCACGCAGCUAUGGACCCAGCUGCACAGAGAAGGUAAAAUGCAUCUACUCAUUCAAAUCACUGUGGUGUCAAAACCAUGGCACCCUUACAGCUCCACACACCCACAACACUGGGCCAAGACUCCUGAGAUCCCACCCCCCAAUGAGCUCUGAAGACACUCCUCCAGUUUGGAUGCCAGUGUAUUUCAGAUAAAGGGGGUUGUGCUGUACUUCAAUACUGUAGCCUGUGUCACUCUUGCAUGUUUCAGAAAGUGCUUUGUUUUUUUCCCCCAUCUUGAGUGAAGCCUCAUAAGUUGGCCCAGUUAAAAUGUAUGUAUAUUGUUAAGCUGUCUUAAAUAUAUUGUAAUUGUAUACUGACAUUCUUAAAGAAACAUAACAAUAAAAAUGACUGGUGAGAUUGUU
This is a messenger RNA of Acipenser ruthenus (sterlet), 4815 nucleotides long. RefSeq names its product endoglin. NCBI's taxonomy places the organism in Eukaryota, Metazoa, Chordata, Actinopteri, Acipenseriformes, Acipenseridae. The transcript has 13 exons. The record is from RefSeq and is a predicted model, not a curated record. The coding region runs from base 317 to 1933 and encodes 538 amino acids.